CAGCACCAUAAUCAUAUUCAAUCAGAAAUUAAGUUCAUUUGCACAUUGUAAGAAAUGAAAACAUAUUUAAAAAGAAGUAACUAGGAAUCUUGAAAAUAUGUAAUGCAUUCAACAGUUUAUAAUACUUUGCAAUGAAAUGAAGCAAAACUUUAUCGAUAAGCGCGAACUGGCAACACCAAAUGAAACGAUUGGGUAAUACAAUUCCGUAGCAAUUUCGUUUGUUGGAAGUCUUUUAUUUUUGCUAAAGUUAUGGACAAGAUAUCCAUUUUACCUGAUAACCUGCAGUCCCGGGUAUUUGCACUGGGUCCAGCCCCGCCAGGAUUUCGUCCCCCGAAUGCUGCCGAGUUUGCCUCGGCGGAGUCGAAUCUUCGUAAGGCCACCCGCUACCUCAAAAAUACCUAUUGCAAGCUCGAUCAGUUGCGCACCAUCCUCAAGAAGGAGAGGAAUAACGCGAAGAUUCCGGUGUACAGGGAUCAAUCCAUGACGCUUGCCAAGCAAGUGAUUCGCUCCAAAGAACUUAUUGGCAAGUACAGGGUAAUACUGAUUGAUCUGCAGGAUGCCGAAAUCUUUAAGGUCAACCGGCACAUAGAGCAAAUGGAGGACCUGCUUUCCGAGGUUAACAAUCGCCUGGUCUCCCUGCGGACCAAAAUCCAGGCGGAAACCGAUCCCGCAAAGCGCGAGAUCCACGUGGGCAGCUCCUUCUACCUGGUGCGGGAACAGCACAAGACCAAGGGACUUUGCGAGCGUUGGCGGGAUCGCCUGGACCAGCUGACCAAGGCUAGGAUGGACAAGACUGAACAGCUUACUGAAAAGCCAAUGCUGAUCAAUAAACCUAAAACAAUUUUAAAUGCAGAAACCAGAAAGUUGCAGGAAGCCAUAAACUUGAAACAAGUCGCAUUAAUUAAAAGUGGCUGCAAGAGGUGUGCAUACCUAAGAAAGGUGACUAAACAUGGUCCGUCCAAGCUUUGUAAAGUGUGUAAAAAAUGGGCUGAUGAUGAAAAAGCAAAAGCGGUAGUAAAUAAGACGACCAACAAAUCGCCACAAAUGCCGAAGUCGAAGGAAUUAGAAGUACGAGUGCGUACGGAUUCUGUCUCAGAAGAAUCUACAAUCAAAAUAGAGAUAGAGACUGUUGAAUUUAACGGGAUAGAGGAAAUUAGGUCCUUGGAAGACCAAACUAGCUCAAAAGCAGAGCUUAAUCAGUCCUCCCAGUUAUUUCCCAUCAUCGUUUCUGUUAAAUCUGAAGCAAUGACAGUAGUUAGGGAGAAAGAUGAGACUAGUAACGACGAGGUGGACCCCACUGUAGUCGCUUCCUUACAAAAUUCGCUGAAAUCCAUCUACAGUAAAAAUAUGGCCUUGGCCUAUGUGAAAGUUCUACAAGAGUACGCUAUGUUGAAUGACAACUUUCGGGCAAUCGGACUACUGACUGAAGUAGAAAAAUCGGUCGUAAAUCCGCCACAGAACGAGGAUUUCGAUGAUUGACCUGA
Drosophila erecta is the source of this 1484-nucleotide messenger RNA. RefSeq lists its product as uncharacterized. Bases 250 to 1479 code for a protein of 409 amino acids. NCBI's taxonomy places the organism in Eukaryota, Metazoa, Arthropoda, Insecta, Diptera, Drosophilidae. The transcript is spliced from 7 exons. The record is from RefSeq and is a predicted model, not a curated record.